CAGUGGGCUCUGACUCGGAAGGGUGGAGUUUCAACACCGCCUCGGAGGACCGGAGCAGGGAGGGAGCAAAGAAGUCAGAAUUUGACAUUUACCAGCCAUUCGGAACAUAAUUUUCAGCUGGGGGAAAGGGAUUGUAAACUCCGAAAACUGUUCUCCGAAAACGGCCAGGAACUGUAGGUAGAGGACGGACGAGUGAAACGAGGAGACCCCAGACUGCCAUUUUCAAACGGGAGGACCUCUCCCAUAACCACAAGUUUCUAUCAGGUGAAGUAGCGGCAAAGACACAGCGGCAGCCAUGGUGGCCUUGUCACUGAAGAUCAGCGUGGGGAACGUGGUGAAGACCAUGCAGUUCGAGCCCUCCACUAUGGUGUACGACGCCUGUCGCAUCAUACGGGAGAGAGUCCCCGAAGCACAGCUCGGCCAGCCCAACGACUACGGCCUGUUCCUGUCUGACGAGGAUCCCAAGAAGGGCAUCUGGCUGGAGGCGGGGAAAGCCUUGGACUACUACAUGCUGAGGAAUGGGGACACCCUGGAGUACAAGAAGAAACAGAGACCCCUGAAGAUUCGCAUGCUGGAUGGGACAGUGAAAACAGUCAUGGUGGACGACUCUAAAAUCGUCAGCGACAUGCUCAUGACCAUCUGCGCAAGGAUAGGCAUCACAAACUAUGACGAGUACUCGCUGGUGCGUGACAUCCUGGAGGAGAAGAAGGAGGAGACCACAGGGACGCUGAAGAGGGACAAGACGCUCCUGAGGGACGACAAGAAGAUGGAGAAGCUCAAGCAGAAGCUCCACACAGACGAUGAAUUGAACUGGCUGGACCACGGGCGGACGCUGCGUGAGCAGGGCAUUGAGGAGACAGAGAUGCUGCUCCUCAGGAGAAAGUUCUUCUACUCAGACCAGAACGUGGACUCCAGAGACCCUGUGCAGCUCAAUCUGCUCUAUGUGCAGGCCCGUGAUGACAUCCUGAACGGCUCGCAUCCUGUCUCCUUCGACAAGGCCUGCGAUUUCGCCGGCUUCCAGUGCCAGAUCCAGUUUGGAGACCACAACGAGACCAAGCACAAGCCAGGAUUCCUGGAUAUGAAAGAGUUCCUUCCAAAAGAAUACAUCAAGAACAAAGGCGAGAGGAAGAUCUUCCAGGCCCACAAGAACUACCAAAACAUGACUGAGAUUGAGGCCAAAGUCAGCUAUGUCAAACUGGCCCGCUCUCUCAAAACCUACGGAGUGUCUUUCUUCCUGGUCAAGGAGAAAAUGAAGGGGAAGAACAAGCUGGUCCCGCGUCUGCUGGGCAUCACCAAGGAGAGCGUGAUGCGUGUGGACGAGAAGACCAAGGAGGUGAUGCAGGAGUGGAGCCUGACCAACAUCAAACGCUGGGCCGCCUCCCCCAAGAGCUUCACGCUGGACUUUGGAGACUACCAAGAUGGAUACUACUCCGUGCAGACCACAGAAGGAGAGCAGAUCGCGCAGCUGAUUGCUGGAUACAUUGACAUCAUUCUGAAAAAGAAAAAGAGCAAAGACCACUUUGGCUUAGAGGGCGAUGAAGAAUCCACCAUGCUCGAGGACUCUGUGUCACCCAAAAAGUCCACAGUGCUCCAGCAGCAGUUCAAUAAGAUGGGGAAGGUGGAGACGGGCUCCGUGGCCCUGCCGGCCAUCAUGCGCUCAGGGGCCGGGGGACCGGAGAGCUUCCAGAUGGGCUCCAUGCCUCAGGCCAAGCAGCACAUCACCAGCGGGCAGAUGCACCGCGGACACAUGCCCCCUCUGACGGCAGCUCAGCAGGCCCUGACUGGCACCAUCAACUCCAGUAUGCAAGCGGUGCAGGCUGCCCAGGCCUCUCUGGGCGAGGUGUCGGAGCUGCCUCCCCUGGGAACCGACGCGGCCUCACAAGCAUGGCGUAAGAACAAAAUGGACGAGUCCAAGCAUGAGAUCCACUCCCAAGUGGAUGCCAUCACUGCUGGAACCGCCUCAAUGGUUAACCUUACAGCAGGUGAUCCUGCCGAGACGGACUACACGGCAGUGGGCUGCGCGGUGACCACCAUCUCCUCCAACCUCACGGAGAUGUCCAAGGGCGUGAAGCUGCUGGCCGCUCUCAUGGAGGACGAGGGCGCCAACGGGCAGCAGCUGCUUGGCGCCGCCAAGAACCUGGCCUGCGCCGUGUCCGACAUGCUCAAGACUGCCCAGCCCGCCAGCACCGAGCCUCGGCAGAACCUCCUGCAGGCGGCCGGCAACGUUGGCCAGGCCAGUGGAGAGCUGCUGCAGCACAUCGGCGAGAGUGACACGGACCCACGAUUCCAGUCUCUAGGUAACGGAGCUUUCAGGGGUUCCAGGCGGAAGACCCUCAGUAGUGGUCAAAUGCUGGAUAUGCUGAUGCAGCUGGCCAAGGCUGUGGCUAACGCGGCCGCCGCCCUGGUGCUGAAGGCCAAGAACGUGGCGCAAAAGACCGAGGACUCCGCCCAGCAGAACCGAGUCAUCGCCGCUGCCACCCAGUGCGCCCUGUCCACCUCACAGCUGGUGGCCUGCACCCGGGUGGUUGCCCCCACCAUCAGCUCGCCGGUGUGCCAGGAGCAGCUGAUCGAGGCGGGCAAGUUGGUGGCCAAGUCGGUGGAGGGCUGCGUGGAGGCCUCCCAGGGAGCCACGCAUGACGAGCAGCUGCUCAGGCAGGUGGGCGCCGCGGCCACCGGCGUCACGCAGGCGCUCAACGAGCUGCUGCAGCAUAUCAAGCAGUACGCCAGCGGCGGGCAGCCCAUCGGACGCCACGGCGAGGCCACCGACCGCAUCCUGGACGUCACCGAGAACAUCUUCAGCUCCAUGGGAGAUGCAGGAGAGAUGGUGCGUCAGGCCCGCAUCCUGGCCCAGGCGACCUCCGACCUGGUCAACGCCAUCAAAGCGGACGCGGAGGGCGAGACCGACCUGGAGAACUCCCGCAAGCUGCUGUCGGCCGCCAAGCUCUUGGCCGAUGCCACCGCCAAGAUGGUGGAGGCUGCCAAGGGAGCUGCAGCUAACCCUGACAGUGAGGAGCAGCAGCAGAAGCUGCGUGAGGCUGCGGAGGGUCUUCGCAUGGCCACCAACGCUGCCGCCCAGAACGCCAUCAAGAAGAGACUCAUCAACAAGCUGGAGAACGCAACAAAGCAGGCAGCCGCCGCCGCUACUCAAACAAUUGCCGCCGCCCAACAUGCUGCCUCGUCCAAUAAGAACCCUGCGGCCCAGCAGCAGCUUGUGCAGAGCUGCAAGGGGGUAGCUGAGCAGAUCCCCAUGCUGGUCCAGGGAGUGAGGGGCAGCCAGUCCCAACCCGACAGCCCCAGCGCUCAGCUCGCCCUCAUCGCAGCCAGCCAGAACUUCCUCCAGCCUGGUGCCAAGAUGGUGACCGCUGCCAAGGCCACCGUGCCCACCAUUGGCGACCAGGCCUCUGCCAUGCAGCUCAGCCAGUGUGCCAAGAACCUGGCCAGUGCCCUCGCCGAGCUUCGUACCGCCGCUCAGAAGGCUCAGGAAGCGUGCGGGCCACUGGAGAUUGAUAACGCACUGGCCGUUGUGCGCAGCCUGGAGAAGGACAUGCAGGAGGCCAAGGCCUCAGCGGCCGAGGGCAAACUCAGGCCUCUGCCCGGGGAGACGCUGGAGAAGUGCUCACAGGACCUGGGCAACAGCACCAAGGCUGUGAGCUCGGCCAUUGCCCAGCUGCUCAGCGAGGCCACCCAGGGCAACGAGAACUACGCCGGCCAAGCUGCCAGAGAUGUUGCCCAGGCUCUACGCGCCCUGGCUUCAGCCGCUCGUGGUGUGGCAGCCAACACGGAUGACCCACAGGCCCGCAACGCCAUGCUGGACUGUGCCAGCGACACCAUGGACAAGUCUGCCAACCUCAUCGAGGAGACCAAGAGAGCCAUCGCCAAACCUGGAGACCCGGACAGCCAGCAGAGACUGGCCCAGGUGGCGAAGGCCGUGUCCCAGGCACUCAACAGGAGCGUGAACUGCCUGCCUGGACAGAGAGAUGUGGACAACGCCAUCAGGACUGUCGGAGAGGCCAGCAAGAAACUCCUGGCUGAUUCAUUCCCACCGAGCAACAAGAGCUUCCAGGAGGCGCAGUCCAACCUGAACCAGGCUGCCGCUGGGCUCAACCAGUCGGCCAACGAGCUGGUGCAGGCCUCGCGCGGCACCACCCAGGACCUGGCCAAGGCCUCGGGCAAGUUCGGCAAUAACUUCAACGAUUUCCUGGAGGCCGGAGUGGACAUGGCUGGACAGUCCCAGUCUAAGGAGGAUCAGACACAGGUGGUCACCAACCUGAAGACCAUCUCCAUGUCCUCCAGCAAGCUGCUGUUGUCCGCCAAAGCGCUCGCCACUGACCCCAACUCCCCCAACCUUAAGAACCAGCUGGCCGCUGCCGCUCGAGCCGUCACAGACAGCAUCAACCAGCUCAUCACCAUGUGCACCCAGCAGGCCCCGGGCCAGAAGGAGUGUGACAACGCGCUGAGGGAACUCGAGACGGUGAGGGGUAUGUUGGAGAACCCAACUGAAGCUGUUAACGACAUGGGCUACUUUGACUGCAUUGAUAGUGUCAUGGAGAACUCCAAGGUUCUGGGUGAAGCCAUGGCUGGAAUCUCCCACAACGCCAAGAACAGCAACCUGCCCGAGUUUGGAGACUCCGUCAGCUCGGGCUCUAAGGCCCUGUGUGGACUGACCGAGGCUGCCGCCCAGGGCGCCUACCUGGUGGGCGUCUCUGACCCCAACAGCCACGCUGGACAGAAGGGCCUGGUGGACCCAGCCCAGUUUGCCCGGGCCAGGCAGUCUAUCCAGAUGGCCUGCCAGAACCUGGUGGACCCCGCCUGCACGCAGUCCCAGGUCCUCUCCGCCGCCACCAUUGUUGCCAAACACACGUCUGCGCUCUGCAACGCCUGCCGCCUCGCCUCCUCCAAAACAUCCAACCCUGUUGCUAAGCGACAGUUCGUCCAGUCAGCCAAGGAGGUUGCGAACAGCACCGCCAACCUCGUCAAGUCCAUCAAAGCCCUGGACGGAGCCUUUAAUGAGGAGAACCGUGCAAAGUGCAAAGACGCCACUGUCCCGCUGAUUGAGGCCGUGGACAACCUGACUGCCUUCGCCUCCAACCCGGAGUUUGCCAGCAUGCCUGCCCAGAUCAGCCCAGAGGGGAUGGCUGCCAUGGAGCCCAUUGUUGCCGCGGCAAAGGCCAUGCUUGAGAGUUCUACUGGCCUGAUCCAGACGGCCCGCUCCCUGGCCGUCAACCCCAAGGACCCACCCAAGUGGUCAGUGCUUGCAGGCCACUCUAGAACUGUCUCCGACUCCAUCAAGAAGCUCAUCACCAACAUGAGAGAUAAGGCUCCUGGCCAGAGAGAGUGUGACGAGGCCAUCGAGGUGCUCAACAACUGCAUCCGUGACGUGGACCAGGCCUCUCUGGCUGCUAUCAGCCAGCAGCUCACCCCACGGGAGGGCAUCUCCCAUGAGGCUCUUCAUGGGCAGAUGGCCGCCUCGGUGCAGGAGAUCAGCAACCUGAUCGAGCCAGUGGCCAUCGCCGCCCGCUCGGACGCCUCUCAGCUCGGACACAAGGUGUCUCAGAUGGUCAGCUACUUUGAGCCUCUCAUCAUGGCUUCCAUUGGCACCGCCUCCAAGAUCCUCAACAGCCAGCAGCAGAUGAACGUGCUGGACCAGACCAAGACCCUGACUGAGUCAGCCCUCCAGAUGCUCUACACGGCCAAAGAGGCCGGAGGCAACCCCAAGGCGGCUCACACUCAGGAGGCCCUGGAGGAGUCCGUGCAGAUGAUGAAGGAGGCCGUGGACGACCUGGCCGCUACCCUGAACGAGGCCGCCAGCGCCGCCGGAGCCGUGGGAGGCAUGGUGGACUCCAUCACCGGGGCCAUCAACACCAUGGAGGACGGCCGGAGUGUGGAGCCCGAGGGCACCUUCGUGGACUACCAGACCACCAUGGUCAAGACGGCCAAGGCCAUCGCGGUCACUGUGCAGGAGAUGGUCACCAAAUCAAACACCAACCCUGAUGAGCUUGGUGGCCUGGCCAAUCAGCUGACCACUGAGUUUGGACAGCUGGCCUCUGAAGCCAAGGGUGCCGCCGUCACUGCAGAGAAUGAUGAGAUUGGCUCCCACAUUAAGAAGCAGGUUGGGGAGCUGGGCUACAGCUGCACAGGGCUGGUCACUAAGGCCGGAGCGCUCCAGUGCAGCCCCAACGACAGCUUCACCAAGAAGGAGCUCAUUGACAGCGCCCGCAAGGUCUCCGAGAAGGUGUCCCACGUGCUGGCCGCCCUCCAGGCGGGUAACCGUGGCACCCAGGCCUGCAUCACAGCCGCCAGCGCUGUGUCUGGCAUCAUCGCUGACUUGGACACCACCAUCAUGUUUGCCACAGCUGGCACGCUCAACCGCGAGAACGCCGAGACCUUCGCUGAUCACAGGGAGCACAUCCUGAAGACGGCCAAAGCUCUGGUGGAGGACACCAAGUUGCUGGUGUCCGGGGCGGGUGCCAGCCAGGAGAAGCUGGCCCAGGCCGCCCAGUCCUCCGUCGGCACCAUCACCAAGCUGGCCGACGUGGUCAAGCUGGGCGCCGCCAGCCUCGGCGCAGAAGACCCAGAGACACAGGCGUUUUUUUCUUUCCGCGGGUUUGCUGUUGGUCAGGAUGUGGUCCUCAUCAACGCAGUCAAAGAUGUGGCCAAAGCUCUGGGCGACCUCAUCAGUGCCACCAAGGCGGCGGCCGGCAAACCACACGAUGACCCGGCCAUGCUGCAGUUAAAAAACUCAGCCAAGGUGAUGGUGACCAAUGUGACUUCGCUGCUGAAGACGGUGAAGGCGGUGGAGGACGAGGCCACCAAGGGGACCAGGGCGUUGGAGGCCACCAUCGAGCACAUCAAGCAGGAGCUGUCCGUGUUCAAGAGCCACGAUCCUCCUCCAAAGACCACCACUCCAGAGGAGUUCAUCCGCAUGACCAAAGGCAUUACGCUGGCCACUGCCAAAGCAGUGGCUGCUGGGAACUCCUGUCGUCAGGAGGACAUCAUCGCCACGGCUAACCUGAGCAGGCGGGCCAUGGCAGACAUGCUAAACUCCUGCAAGCAAGCGGCAUACCACCCCGAGGUCAGUAAGGAGGUGCAGGCGCGGGCCCUGCGCUUCGGAUCGGAGUGUGCCACCGGAUACCUGGGCCUGCUGGAGCACGUCCUGGUGCCGAUCAUCCAGAAGCCCACCCACGACCUGAAGCAGCAGCUGGCCGUCUACUCCAAGCGUGUGGCCGGCUCUGUGACCGAACUCAUCCAGGCUGCCGAGGCCAUGAAAGGCACGGAAUGGGUGGACCCCGAGGACCCCACCGUCAUCGCCGAGAACGAGCUGCUGGGCGCAGCAGCGGCCAUCGAGGCGGCCGCCAAGAAACUGGAGCAGCUGAGGCCGCGGACCAAACCCAAGGAGGCAGAUGAGAGUCUGAACUUUGAGGAGCAGAUCCUGGAGGCGGCCAAAUCCAUUGCUGCGGCUACCAGCGCACUGGUUAAGGCAGCCUCGGCCGCCCAGAGGGAAUUGGUGGCCCAGGGCAAGGUUGGGGCCAUCCAAGCCAAUGCCGUGGACGAUGGACAAUGGUCCCAGGGUCUCAUUUCUGCUGCGCGCAUGGUUGCUGCUGCAACGAACAACCUGUGCGAGGCGGCUAACUCAGCGGUGCAGGGUCACGCCAGCGAGGAGAAGCUCAUCUCCUCGGCCAAGCAGGUGGCUGCCUCCACCGCCCAGCUCCUGGUGGCCUGCAAGGUCAAGGCUGACCAGGACUCCCAGACCAUGAAGAGGCUGCAGGCUGCUGGUAACGCUGUCAAGAGGGCCUCAGACAACCUGGUGAAGGCCGCCCAGAAGGCCGCCUUCGAUGCCCAGGAUGACCAGGCCGUCAUGGUGAAGAGCAAGAUGGUGGGCGGUAUCGCUCAGAUUAUUGCGGCUCAGGAGGAGAUGUUGAGGAAGGAGCGUGAGCUGGACGAGGCCAGGAAGAAGCUGGCCAUGAUCCGCCAGCAGCAGUACAAGUUCCUGCCUUCGGAGCUCCGGGAGGAAGACCAAUGAGAACCGCCACUGUUUGUCUGCUAACACACAUACAACACACACACACAGAUGCCAUGCAAGCAAAGACAAAUCAGCGGCUUGGGCUUUGGACCCGUGCCACAGUUUUAUUAUAUAUUUUUGUUCAAGAGUGUAACUAUGAUGAUGAGGUAUUACUUUUUUUGACAUGCACCAUUCUGGGCAAAGCAAUUCUAAGAGAUGAAAUAGGGGUAAAAAGUGAACAAAUGUAUCAGGAUGUUUAUUUUAAACUUUGGGUUAUUUUUUUGUUUGUUUUCACCGUUCUUUUUUCUAUUUGUCACUUUUACAAGCAUUGCCGUGCCAUGACUUAACUGUUUAUUGUUUUGUUUGUGUCUUUUGGAUAAUGUAUGCACAACUUAUGCAAAUCUCUAAAGUAACUGCGCUUUUAAUAGCUCCAUGUGAUUUAAUUUAGCAUUAGAUCCAAUAGAGUAGAUUGUCUGGACCUAGCAUGCACGGGUCUUAACUGAGGCUACACAUUUAAUUUACUCAAUCAAUUCACUUAUGAUGGGCUAAGUAAAAUGGCCUCAGUUAACACGGCUAAGAAAAAUAUUAUAUCAUCGAGCACAAUGAUGUUUUUAACUUUGUCAUUUUUUUAUUUUAUUUCUACUCCUCAACUUCUGGGGGGUGGAAAUUAUAAAAAAAGAAGAAAAAAAAACAGUAUUUGUUCCAUAGAUAUGUCUAACAUUUAGUCAGGUUCCAAAGAAGAUUGUUGUGAAUGUGUGAGUGGCCUCCAUAGCCUUUCUUCUUCUGGUGGUUUAACCCAGGGACAGUCAACCGCAUCGUGUGGCAAUUUGGACCAGCAGUGCAAUGAGUACCUUUUUUUGCGAUGAAACAAUUCAAAGAAAGAAAACAUAUCAUUUUUUAAGAAAAGAAAAAAUAAUAAAGCUAUGAAUUGUGUUACAAAUAAUAUCUUCUAUUAAAUGUCUAUGUUAAUAAAAAAAAGAGAGUUUGUGGGUGUUCGUUUUCUAUUAGUCAGGGCAUCUGUCACUUUGACCUCCUGUGUUUGAAUGAGGUCAAGUUUGGAAAGCCAUAUUUUUUUCUCUUGGUUUGUUUUUAUUACUCAGCCCUUGUCUUGUUACUCGGACCUACUUGGUGCUAUGUGGUAGAGCUUUCUCUGAGAUGUGGAUGUACAUCAUGGAGGUAUAUGCAAAUAUUAGAAAGGAGGGAGGGAGUUCAUAUUAAGUGAGUGGUUCCUCCGUCAUCUGACUGUUAGUCAAGAUGAACAAGGAAUAUGAAUUCAUAGUUGGGGUAUAGUGUUUUCAGAGCAUUUACAAGGCUUUGUUAUUACAUGGUUGUGUCUGUUGAACAUAUCAGUCCAUCUGAAAGUGCCUUCAAAAAUCUGUUUUUAUAACAGUAUGUGUUUAACUGUUAACAUUUCCUAUUUUCCACUGUGCACUUGUUUAACUUAAAGAAACCCACAGAUAAUCCACUCUUUUACACAUUAUUUUCACUCUUGUUGUUCAGUGAUUGUCAUUUUGAUACCCUAAUGUUUGUAGUGCAAUGGGAUAGUUGCCCCAGCACUGUUAAAGACCUAUUCAUGGGGGUCAAUAAAGUUGCUUUUCUUGCCUAAAA
Alosa sapidissima (American shad) is the source of this 9607-nucleotide messenger RNA. RefSeq names its product talin 1 (gene tln1). Gene Ontology annotation, cellular component: plasma membrane; ruffle; cytoskeleton. Lineage: Eukaryota; Metazoa; Chordata; Actinopteri; Clupeiformes; Clupeidae. Gene Ontology annotation, molecular function: structural constituent of cytoskeleton; actin filament binding; integrin binding. Bases 296 to 8020 code for a protein of 2574 amino acids. Gene Ontology annotation, biological process: platelet aggregation. The transcript is spliced from 60 exons. The record is from RefSeq and is a predicted model, not a curated record.